AACAGAAAACAAAAAGAGGACUCUGAUCUCCCGUAUGUGAACUAGCUCCGUAUGAUAACAUCUUUACAAUUCAGUCCAACGAAUUGGUAUUUCGAAAACUUUCCAUGUUGAUAUUGGUGAAACUGGUACAGUAAAUAUUUGCCCACCUUGCACAAAGGUAAAUAUAAUGCACCUGUGCAAAAUCGUAUAAAUAACAAGUACAUAUUUUCAUGUAUUUGAAUUUAUACUAGUGGUUUCACCUUUACAACCCAAAAACAUUGGGAAUAUGUUAUUAAAGAUUCGGCAUGCGCUAUUGGAAAUAAGCAAUCAUCCAGUCACAAAGCAAUCGGCUAUCAUUAUCAACAAUGAAAUUAUCAUUACUUCGGGCUGCAUCCUGCAGCCAUAUGUGCGUCCAAUGACACCAUUCAUAGCUGAUCACAACAAAGAAGGUGUUUGUCCAAGCACGAAAAUCAUACACAAACUACAACAAUGUCAGCUCAUUAGUGUACAAGAUUGCAAUAGCGUGGAGGCGAAGCAUUUGAAUGCUCUGAACUACCAGGUAACAUUCGAUCGACGCAAAUUGCCACCGCCUAAUGAACGACGCAGACAACCGCAUAUAUUAACGCGUUACUGUGCCAGGUUGCUGUUUCUCUUCAGCUCAUCGGAGAUUUCACGGCAUGUGCUACGCUUCUUAGAAACAGAUCACACUGACGAUGCACUGAAAUCGCAUAAUGAAGUGUUACUUUCCAGCUUUCUAGUUUUAAGUAUGCGUUGUGAUGGUGGUAAAGAAUACUUCGAAAAGUUCCUUCGCCACAUUGAGCAUUACCUACGGUAUCUACAACCAAUACACACAUUGGAUGAUGUGCUGGUUAUGUGUACGCCAUUUGGCUUGGAAAAUUUCUAUAAGACAAUAAGCAUCGGCAAAGUAUCGAAUGUAAUGGGUCGCGAUGGUUGCCUCUUUGUGUUAUCUAAUGCGCUGGCGCUGGGUUGCGAGGGUGCUGCUGUAUUCAAUAACAAACUACGCUUGAUUGGCAUGAUAAUGUGCACUUCGUUUCAGCGCCAGCAGGAGAAUGUUAACCUAACUUUAGCGGCAAAUUUUGCAUUCGUGUUGCGGGAUUUUAUGCGCCAACUAGGCUUAAAUAUUAUGUCGGUUCGAGUGGCAAGGGAUUCAUCUAAUUUUCCAUGGGAACGUGCUAUGGUUGUAAUUGAAGCUGGAGGUAGCCAAGGCACUGGCACAUUUGUAAAAGUGUUAAACAAAAAGUUUAUACUCACAUGUACGCAUGUUGUUUUCAAGUUAAGCACCAAGGCGUUUUGCCGCAGUGUGGAUGGAGAAUUCGAGUCGGAAGUGCUUUGGCGAAAUCCACAAUACGAUCAACCAUUUGAUAUUGCGCUAUUAGCCGCACCCGCUAAUAUUCCCGAGCGCUACUGUGUACGUUUGUCUAGUGCUAAACCAACACUUGGUCAGACAGUUUUUAAUGCCGGUUUUCCUUACUUUGUCAACUUCAACUUGAAAUAUGAUUUCAAUCCAGCCAUAUUUCAAGGACGUGUUAUUAAAUGUUCACCUGGCGCAAUUAUGUCCGAUGGUUGUGUACAGGCUGGUCAGAGUGGUGGGCCGAUGUUUGAUGAUCAGGGUUAUAUUUUGGGUAUAUGCGUGUCAAACAUAAAAGUUGGGAAUGUUGUGUAUCCUAAUUUAAAUACCGCAGUGCCCAUUUACCAGAUACGCACAUGGUUGGAACAGUAUGCGCGUACAAAUGACGUACAAGUACUUAGUAAUUUGGUGGCCAACAAGGAAAUGCAGCGUAUAUGGGCAUUAGAAGCUCCACCUGUCUUAAGUAAAUUGUAGUAGUAGUCUAAAUGGUAGACUCAGCACUAUUUUGAAAGAAAAUGUUGUGUAAAAUUGCAACCAUAUUUUUAUAUACUAAACACAUUCACAUUACACUUAAGUUUAUGUAAAUUACUUGUAAGUAAGUAAAUAUGAAAGUGAUAUAAAUAAUAAUUUUUUUAUGAAUAUGAGAUAAUUCUAUUUAA
This is a messenger RNA of Anastrepha obliqua, 2007 nucleotides long. RefSeq lists its product as uncharacterized. The transcript has 6 exons. Gene Ontology annotation, cellular component: peroxisome. Gene Ontology annotation, biological process: protein processing; regulation of fatty acid beta-oxidation. Gene Ontology annotation, molecular function: serine-type endopeptidase activity. The record is from RefSeq and is a predicted model, not a curated record. Bases 266 to 1822 code for a protein of 518 amino acids. Lineage: Eukaryota; Metazoa; Arthropoda; Insecta; Diptera; Tephritidae.